This is a messenger RNA of Pungitius pungitius (ninespine stickleback), 1701 nucleotides long. RefSeq names its product leukocyte elastase inhibitor-like. Gene Ontology annotation, biological process: negative regulation of endopeptidase activity. The transcript is spliced from 7 exons. NCBI's taxonomy places the organism in Eukaryota, Metazoa, Chordata, Actinopteri, Perciformes, Gasterosteidae. Bases 96 to 1427 code for a protein of 443 amino acids. The record is from RefSeq and is a predicted model, not a curated record. Gene Ontology annotation, molecular function: serine-type endopeptidase inhibitor activity.
CUUUUAUCUGUAACCCGUCGGUGACUCAUCGCCCAGUCACGCGUCCUACCCACGGACACCAGUGACGAUCCCUGCCCGGCCCGUGUUCCAUAUAAAUGACACGCGGCGGACUCCUGGCUUCAGCCUCUGUCCUCGCGCUCUGCGGCUUCUGCAACUUCACGCGAUUUCACGGCACGUUUGCGUGCGUCGUUCUGACUGCGCUGCUUCACGCGCUCAGUGCGCACCAACAGAUUUCGCUCGGGCCGCUGCGGGAGGAAGUUCAGGAAAAUUGUAAACCAUCAGCUAUGGCCGACAUCAGCAGAUCCAACACAGGUUUUGCCUUAGAGCUGCUCCGCACUCUGAGCCAGGCCAGCCCCGCUGGCAACAUCUUUGUUUCCCCGCUGAGCAUCAGCUCCGCCCUGGCUAUGGUUUACCUGGGGGCUAGAGGAGACACUGCUGCUCAGAUGGCAAAGGCCCUCUCAUUCAACUGCGGUGAAAGCGUCCACGCGGACUUCCAGACACUGAACGCCGACGUCAACUCACCCUCCGCCUCAUACAUCCUGAAACUCGCCAACCGUCUCUACGGAGAAAAGACUGCCAACUUCCUCCCGCUGUUCCUCACGGCCACACAGAAGCACUACCAGGCCGACCUGAAGGCCGUGGAUUUUAUGGGGGCUCCAGAGGCCUGCAGAGCGGAGAUCAACAGCUGGGUGGAGCGGCAGACGGAGAAUAAGAUUAAAGAUCUUCUGAAGUCCGGAACAGUCACUCCUAUGACACGGUUGGCUCUGGUUAACGCCAUCUACUUCAAGGGGAACUGGUUGAACCGCUUUGACCCGGCGAACACCAAAGAGAUGUCCUUCAAAGUCAACCAGAAUGAGGCAAAGCCGGUUCAGAUGAUGUACCAGAUGAAGAAGCUGCCCUACAACUACGUUCCUGAGCUCGGACUCCAGAUCCUGGAGCUCCCGUACGUGGAUGAGGAGCUCAGCAUGUUCAUCCUGCUGCCCGAGGAGUCUGCAGAUGGCUCUGACCCGCUGCUGAAGCUGGAGAAUGAGAUCUCACAGGAGAAGCUUGGCGAGUGGACCAACAGGGAAAACAUGGAUGUCCACUCAGAAGUCCUCGUUCACCUGCCCAAGUUCAAGCUGGAGGAAGACUACGAGCUCAACGAGCCUUUGGCCAAACUCGGAAUGACGGACGUGUUCUGCGGGGCGAAGGCCGAUCUGUCUGGCAUGAACGGGGAACGGGGACUCUUCCUGUCCACGGUGGCCCACAAAGCCUUUGUGGAGGUGAACGAGGAGGGAACGGAGGCGGCGGCGGCCACUGCAGCCAUGGUAUCGUUCUGUAUGUUGAGGGAGGAGCACUUCACAGCGGACCACCCCUUCAUCUUCUUCAUCAGGCACAAUAAAACCAAGUCCAUCCUUUUCCUCGGGAGGUUCUCGUCUCCUCAGUAGACAGAACAAGCAGGUGAAGAUUUUGUUCCAAUUGAAGUUCCUUUCAAAAGAAGAAUAGAAAAAAAACCUUUUGAAAUGAAUGCUUUAUUUUCUGGGAUAUUUAAUUGAAUUUAACUAGAGGGGGGGUUGUCUGCCAUUGCACUUAAUUGACGAAUAUAUCUAUUUUUCUUUGGGUUUAAAAGUGAUUAAUGUCGGUAACCAGAGUUUUUCAAAGGACUGUUAAUUUGACAGUAGUUAUAAUGAGAUGGGUUCACAAUAAAACUGUGAAAGCUUA